UGUUCCAAUAACAUUCUUAUCCAAUCGAACAUUGCAAAGAUAACUGAUUUCGGCUUAUCUCGCGUGUUGGAACGAGAAUUGUCUACAUCACGUGGUAACGGUACUCCAGCAUAUAAAGAUCCGGCAUCUUUUUAUUUUGCUAAGCCGAACGGAAAUUUGGAGUUGGAAGAAAAUCAAAAACCAAACAGACGUGGAAAGAAAUCCGAUAUUUUCAGUCUUGGAGUAAUACUUUGGGAGAUCUCCAGUGGAAAGAUUCCUUGCGAAGGACGCACCGAAAGUUAUGCAAUUUUUAUUUACAGAAGCAAACGUUGCCGGGACGCCCCCUUUCCUGGAACGCCUGAAGAAUAUAUUAAAUUGUAUACAGAAUGUUGGGAUGAGGACCCCA
Molecule: messenger RNA, 385 nt
Organism: Paraglomus occultum
Lineage: Eukaryota; Fungi; Glomeromycota; Glomeromycetes; Paraglomerales; Paraglomeraceae
Source: the annotation of a GenBank genome assembly